Messenger RNA from Oryzias latipes (Japanese medaka), 7987 nucleotides. It is a transcript of the gene disp2, whose product is annotated as dispatched RND transporter family member 2. The record is from RefSeq and is a predicted model, not a curated record. Lineage: Eukaryota; Metazoa; Chordata; Actinopteri; Beloniformes; Adrianichthyidae. Gene Ontology annotation, cellular component: membrane. Gene Ontology annotation, molecular function: transmembrane transporter activity. Gene Ontology annotation, biological process: smoothened signaling pathway.
GCGUCAUCCCACCUCAGCCAAUCAACGCGCAGCUGGACGCAGCGCUCCUGCUGCUCCGUACAGUAGCAGCCCCAGAAACAAGCAUCUGAAUUUCCUCCAUCUGAAUAUCAGAUCCGCUAAUUUCCGGAUCGAUUUUAAGGGAAUAUUUCUCCUCUAAAUCUGAGGGAAGAUGGACGACUGCGCCAGGAUUGGAGAAAGCUCGGAUGCCAUAGUGACGGAUGACUCUUCUGUGGAUGACAGGGACGUUCAGCAAGCUGGCCAGAGCGACAUUCCGGUUCUUUCUCUGUGCCCCCCCGACGGGUCUGCUGAGACCCAGCUGGCAAUUAGCCAGUCUGACAGGGAGCUUUGUGACAGCUGCAGCAGCCUCGGCAGACCCUCUUCCUCUUUCCAGCUUUACCACCAAGUCCCUCACUGCCUCCACGAUUCAACAAAGCAGAAAAAAUGCCGGCACUGCAGCCCUUGCAGUUCGGCCAAACCGCACGCCUGUCAUUCAAACACAGCAGGUUGUCACGGCGAGGGAAAUGUUCUGGUCAAAGUGGGACACAGCAGCGGUUCUGCCCAUCAGACAUCGAGUCACGGAGCGGUCAGAUGUCACUGGCUCCACGGGUCAAAUGAGAGCCGGGCACAGAAACCGAGGCAGCAUCACGUGAUCACAGUCAGAUAUGGACGACUUUGCAGCCUCCUUAAAAGUUACUCCCGAUUGAUCGUGGACUAUCCAUCACUGCUCCUGCUGGGCUGUGCUGUUCUGCUGCUGGGAUGCUCACUGGCUGGAUUUCUUAUUGGGCCUUUGCCAGACUUCUCUGACCCCAUGCUGGGUUUUGAGCCGCGGGGAACGUACAUCGGAGUUCGGCUGUCCAGCUUAUCCAAACUGCAGGAGAACACUGGUCCGGGGAAAGCCAUGACUGCGGUACCGCAGCAGCUCAGUGGAAGGCUGGAGGACGUCUUCAGUCAAGGCAGUAAUGGAAGUCGAGGUUCUUCCAGAGGUCUUUUUAAGAGGAUGUUGGCUACAGACGCUUCACCAGACGCCUUCCUCUGUGAUGCUCCAGGCGAGAGUUUGGCCCGACUCGUGUUUCGAUCCGAAAACUCAGCCAGUCUCUGGAGUCUUAAGGCGAUUCAAGCCAUGUGUGCAAUGGAGGAAGCGAGGAUUCGCUCGCAGGUCAAAUUCCAGGAUCUGUGCCAGCUGCACGUGAAAGCCGAGGGAACCAGGAGAGGCUGCUGUCCCAGCUGGUCUCUAGGGAAUUACUUGGCGGUCCUUUCUAACGCCUCCUGCUGCCUCAGCCUCAACGCCCAGCAGGUUUCAGAUGCUCUAAAACUUCUCCAAAAAUGUGCUCCUUACUACCAUGAGGGGCGUCUGGUGGAGGCCUGCGUGGAAAGACCGGCGCGUGGCAGCUGCUUCACCGUGCCCUCGCGCUGCAAGCAGUCCCGCGUGGUUUUCCAAAUCCUGCACUUCCUGGUGGACAAAGACUUCCUGGGCCCGGACACCGUAGAGUACCAGAUCCCCACACUGAAGUACAGCCUGAUGUUCCUGCCGGUGGAUAAGGGCGAGCCAAUGAUGGAAGUUUACAUGAACAGCCUCGAAAGCAGGGAUCUGACCUACAAUAAUACAACCAUUACUGGGAUUGAUUUUGGGAUUAAGAAGAGUCUUUUCAAGUACUACCUAACCAGAGAUUUGGUGUACCUAGUUUUGGCUGUUUUUUGUCUUUUGUUCACCAUGGUUUUAUAUCUGAACUCUGUCUUCAUCGUAGCGUUAUCGAUUCUUUCGAUCGCCGGCUCCCUCUUGACGUCCUAUUUUUUCUACAAGGUGGUGUUUCGCCUGACUUUCUUCCCCAUGAUCAGCCUGUCAGCAGCUCUCAUUCUCUUAGGAAGCUGCUCCAAUCAGGUUUUCAUCUUCAGUGACUUCUGGAAUCUGCAUCUGAUGCAGAAUCCCUCCGCCUCGCCAGGGAAGAGAGUAGCCAGAGCUCUGCGUGAAGUUGGCUAUUUGAUUCUAGCAUCGGGGCUAACCUCUAGCGCUGCGUUUUGGUCGGGUUACCUCAGCAGUAUCACAGCGAUCAGGUGUUUCUCUGUCUAUCUGGGUACCUCAUCGUUAAUCAGCUCCCUCUUGUCUCUGAUUUGGCUGCCAUGUGUGUUUACGUUGCGCGAUCGCUACAGAAAGGCCCAUCCCGCGUCUUCGGCCGCACAGGGAUGGAAGCCCUGCUGCUCCAAAAACACAGAGGGCUUCUGGGAAACAAGCUCUCACAAAAAAUGCCUUUUCAUGGUCUCGCAGAAGCUGAGAGAAGUCAAACGAGGCCUCACAGACACUUCCAGUUUGUUGUUCCUGAAAAUCUUGCCCUGUGGAGUGAUCAAGUUUCGGUACAUUUGGGUGUGCUGGUUUGCCGUUCUGGCGGUGGGGGGCACGUACAUGUCCUGUGUGGAGCCGGGAAUGAAGCUGUCAACCCUGGAAAGCCAGGUCGCUCAGCUUUUUCGCUCCAGUCACCCAUUCGAGCGGUACGAUGCAGAGUACAGCCACGUUUUUAUGUUUGAGAGGCAGAAGCGUGGCGAGGAUAAGCCCGUCACAUUAAUGCUUGUCUGGGGUGUCAAACCAACCGACAAUGGGGAUCAUUUAGACCCAAGGAGCAGUGGCUCACUGGUCCUUGACCUUGACUUUAAUAUGAGCCACCCUGAAGCUCAGAUAUGGCUGAGGGAUCUGUGCGGACGAGUCCAGAACCAAAGCUUCUACUCCUCUCCAUCCCUGGAGGAUGAAGACCUUGUGACAGAAAACAUCUGUCUUGUGGAUCAGCUGGUGCGUUGGGUCUCUUCCAGACGGUGCUCGGAAAGCCAUUUCUGCUGCAGUGGCGUCCAUUUCCCAUACCCCCCCGAGGUUUUUGAGAGCUGCCUCAGCCUGAUGCUGGUGGAGAGGUACACUGAGGGUCGUCCACCGCCAAGUGACAGCCUAUACUUCCAUCUAGACGGCAGGGUCGCGGCCCUUGUGCUGUCUUUUAAAACCACCUACCUCUACAGCUUCAACUUCAGCAGGACCAGCGUUUUUUACCAACAAAUCCUGACUUGGUUCAACGGAGAAAUGUCUGGAGCACCACAAGGACUGGAGAAGGGCUGGUUCGUUGGCCCGUUGUCUCUUUUUGAUCUACAGCAGUCUUUGAGCACAGAGACGCUGGUUGUAGCUGGCUCCUCUGUGGCUUUCACCUUUGUUUUGCUACUCCUGACCACAUGGAACAUUGCACUGAGCAUAUAUGCCACCGCUGCCGUCGGAGGGACAGUGUUCGUCACGGUUGGCCUCCUCGUUCUCCUGGAAUGGCAGCUGAGCGGCCUUGAGGCUCUUUUCAUAUCAGCAGCUGCAGGGUUGUCUGUCGACUUCGUAGCUAACUAUUGCAUUUCCUACAGUUUAGCUCCUCAUUCGGAUAAAAUUGGAAAAGUUGUGCACUCCACUAAAAAGAUGGGGUGUCCUGUAGCAAUCGUUUCUGGUGCAUUCUUCUUCAUGGGCGUCGUUAUGUUACCUGCCACAGCCUUACAUUUCAGGAAGCUUGGCAUCUUCUUGUUUUUGGUGAAAUGCGUCGCCUGUGGAUUUGCCACUUUCUUCUUCCAGUCGCUGUGCUGCUUCUUCGGGCCCAAGAGACGCUGCAGAACAAUACAGCUGCCAUGUCUCUCAGAGCGGGCAAAUGGUGCCCUGACCCCUUGCCCCGAGCCUGGUUCCUCGUCAUCCUCGGCUGCAAACGGGGCCUUUGGAAAGUCCCAUGUUAGACGGAGUUAUGACAGAGAGCCGGACGGGUACCUUUACCCCCAUCACCAGCGCCAGCAGAAACAGAUGGAAGGUGGGGACGACGUGAACAGGAGGGCGGAGCAGUACGAACUGCAGCCACUAGCUUAUCGACUGAGCGACAGCUUUGAGAACAGCACCUGCACCAGUAAACUGUCCAACCGACCGUCUGUGCUCUCUGAUGAGAUAGAGUAUUGUGAGGGAGAGUUGAGCAACACCAGCAGAGACAAGGAAAGCCAUGCGAUCUGCCAAGCACCUCCUGCUCUGCAGACCUCCUCCCCUUAUAGGGAGCCCACUUUGAAAAACGCUGCAGGAGACAAGCUGCUGUGUAAAACAUGCACAGCUGCGGUCAAGGAGUGGAGUGGCACACCCCGCUCCGUAUCAUCAAGCUUCAUCAGCCAAACGCUGGAUACCUCUGACCAGCUCUUACCCUGCGGAGGCAACAACGUUGUAGAUGGCGAAGGUCAGCGUGAAGAGCCCCUCCUGUACUGCUCUCAGAGCUCCUGCGAGGGUUUGGAGGAUUCCUGUGACACGUGCCUCAGUGACGUCGAACCGGGGCCCCCGUGCCUCGACAGCACUGCCGAGGUCCACCUGCAGCCGGGACAUCUCAACGGCAGGCGAGAAGCGCUCCGGCUCUCGCUGAGGGAAACCGUUUACGAGGCCGGCAGCAGGGACUGGCUGAGCCGCAGCGAGGAGGUCGUCAUUCUACCCAACAGUAAACCGGACUUACCCGACGUUUGGAUAAAGAGGGAUGGACAACAAGAGGCCACCUGCUAGGGCGAGCCGGAGGAAGCAAGAAAACACUGUGCUUUCAUCACUAACUUAAAAUAAACCACAGAAAUAUAAUAAACUGGAAGAAAACUUUCACUGAAGUUUUAUGUUAUUUAGAUGUUGCCGGCGACAUUUCAGGUGUAAAAGGUUUGAAACCAGAAUUUUAAUGCCAGUGUUGCCAUUCUUUUGACUACCGUAACUCUUCAACCAGUUACAUAAUUCACCUAAUUCCAGCAGAUUCAGAAGAAAAGCGACUUUACGACAUUAUAAAACUCUUAAUGAUAGUAACGUGCUGUAUUUCGGUGCAAAGCCGAUGUGCCAGUAUCAACUGGUUCACGUUGAUCUCGUAAAUGGUCGAAAAGUCAUGCUGGGUCGAAUAGCAUGUGUUACUUAGGUGUCACCAGCGAUACUAAAGCUUCAGCUCCAGUGUUGACAUUACCGUAAUUCUUCGACUAUUUAGGCAAUCGACGUAAUUCAAGCAAAUUCUGUACUUCAUAAAAGUACAUUUGCACUGAUGUGCUAAACUUUACAGUGGUGAAGUGCUUACGCAAUCAACGUGAAUUGGCUGAUACUGACACGGAGAAAAGCGGUUUUGGCGGUAUGCAUUGUCGCUUUUCUCAGCGUCACAAUCCGUUGGAAUUACAUUAAUCAUGUAAAAGGUCAAAGAGUUACGCUAGGUCAAAGAGAGCCUAUUUAGGUGUCGCUGGUGACGUCUCCGGUGUUAAAGGCUUAACACCGGAGCUUUAGCUCCGGUGUUAAGCCUUUGUUGACAUUCUCUUGACUACCUAACUAUUCGACCAUUUACGCAAUUAAUUUAAUUACAUCCGAUUCUGAGGCGCAGAAAAGUACAUUUGCGGUGACAUGCAAAACUUUACAGUAGUGAAGUGUUUAUGCAAGCAGCAUAAAUACGCUGAUUUUAUCAGAAUCUGUUGAAAUUAUCUUAGUUGCAUAAAUGGUCAAGGAGUUCAUGUAUUUUGAAGACUGCGUGUUAUUUAGACAUUUCUGGUGUUGAAGGGUUAAUAACAAAUCUUUUAGGAAGUAAAAGCCAACUUCACAUGUGACAUAGGACAGCAUAUCAGGGUAGAGGUUUAUUUGAAAUAAGCCUGGUCUGUGGUGUUUUUAAUUCCUAGUUGACUGCGUUUUGAUGAAUUGUUUUAGAGCAGGAAAAUGCGAGACUAGGACUGAUAAACGGCGGGCCAGAGUGGAAGCUUUCCAUUCAGAAGCAUGCACCACUUGAAACCACAGUUUAUUUAGCACUAACUGCAUCUGCUGGACUGACCGUGUGCCUCAGACUUUAUACUUUUCUGCCUCUGAUGUUCUUUGGAAAAAACAGAACCUUUUAAUUUUUUUUAAACUAAAUUCAAGUUUAAUUCCCAAAGCUCAAUAUGUUUCAGUUUUAAUGUAGAUUUCCAAGUUACAGUGAUAACUAUUUGAGUAGCCUUUUCUAAAUUUAAGCUAAAAAAAAGAUACAAAUUAAAGAAAUGCAGCAUUAAUGCUGGUUUUAUUUCUAGGAGAAGCUGCAGGUGAAUCUUUUGCAUGAUUUGACCUUUCUAAUAAAUUUGCAUCUGCAAUAAUGCGGUUUCUUGAAUCAGCACAAAACAAAAGGUUGCUGCUGUUGUCACCAUUGUAGAAGUACUUGUGGCUGCAGCAGCAGCAGGAGGUCCCACUGAGGUCUCUCCGGACCUCUGCAUUUGAACUUCUCAGUCCACGAAGGUCGUUGCUGUUUCUCCAGCUGCGACUUAGCCUAACGUGCCUGCUCUCAACCAAUCAAACCUUUUGUCAGAUUAUGUUUGUGUCCGAAUUCCCUCACAACUCCAACUAGUGUCCAUUGAUACUCCCUAGAUUGGUAAUUAUAGACCACAAUGCAUUGCAUUUGAACAUUUUUUUAAAUAAAUCAUCCAAGUUUUCGCCAGCAAAACACAAUGGAUUUAUUAAUAGUUGUCAUAAAAUGAUCGUACUUAUUGGGUUUUUACUUCGGCAAAUGGGUGAUGUCAUUUUUGCUAUUUAAAACAAAAAAAGGAGUGAGUAAGGUGUUCAAAUUGUGUUAAGUAUCAUGCCAGACGCAAUUCGCACGUUUGGGGCAUCAUAUUUCAAUGCUGAGUUAAUGUACAGACACGAUCUGAGGUCCUGCGGUGGGAUUUGGGCAGCAGACGUGGCUAACCUUUAGGCUUGUGACGUUUUCUGUGACUCCAUCAGGGGGUUGAAAAAAAAAUCCAAUAUGGCCCCCUAAUGUGAGGAUUUUCGUCCUGUACUUCCAUCCACUUUCUUAACCUGCUAGGGCCGCGGGUGACUGUCCCAGUUACAGUACUGGGCGAAGGCAGGAUGCUCCCUGGACAGGUCCCAGCCUGUCACAGAGCCCAUGGAGCUGUGGUGAUUGAGCAUCCUACACUAGCCAGCCACCUGGUAGACAGUGUAAAGCAACCGCCGCCACCCAGGGUCCCCGGUUGACUGCCCAGCAGAUGAACAGCCGCUGCAGUUGCCAUCAUAGCAGGCGCAAUCACUCCAGGUCCAUGGGUUUAUGAUGUUACUCUCAUUUUCAUCAAAACAAUAAUUUAAAAAAAAUCCUCCAGUUUUAUUUGUAUUUCCUCUCUCUGGUAAUGCGGGACAGAAAUUCUGUAAACUGAGCCGUAGACAGAAGCAGCAUUUACAACAGCUGUCACAUUCAGGUGAGAUUUAAUGUACUGCCAGCGUCUCUGAAGGAUCUGUUGAACCCAGACACGGCGGCGUGCUUGGCGGCACCUCUGUCCAAAGCACACAAAGCCAAGCUACUCACUCACUAUCAUUCAUGUUUUCCAUGGUGUGGCAACGAAUGAAAUCCAGAAAAACAUUGGCGGUUCACAUUCACGUCUGACGCCUCUUUUUUGGCGUGCGAGUCGCGUCCGGUGUGAACGCAGCUUUAGGGCGUAGUGAGGGAAUUUAGACUUAGAAUCCGUCUCCCUCAGAUGUGAUAUGGGGCCGUGCAUCACGCAAAACAGAAGCUUCCAGUUACCUGUGUGUGUGUGUGUGUGUGUAUAUAUGUGUGUCAAAGGCUACUUUUUCCGUCUACUGUCAUUUUAAAAAAUGUUAACCAAGUUUCGGUGCCGAAAAAAACCAACGUUUAUGAUGAUUUGAAUGCUUUAUAUCACCUGCUUAUACAUGUUUGGAGCAUAAUGGUCUGCCUCUCUGUUGAAACACGGCCAGCAGGUCAAGUGUUUUUAUCAGCUGUUUCUGCGUAGCUCAGUAUUCCUGACAUAAACAGCAUGUGCCAAAUGUUUUUUAGCACUCAAAGUGUCUUUUUGUGCCAAAUGUUUACUGUAAUUUAUGUGAUCUUGAUUCUAAAAGGAUAAUGAAAUGGGUGUGAUAGAAGUUUAGCAUGAAUGGAUUAAAUAUAUAUGUGAGGGGAGUUUUAUCCAUUUUUACUCAGAAAUUUAUCUUUUAUUUUCCUGCACAGAAAGACCUGCCUUCCAAGAUAAAUUGUAUAAAUUA